AAGCUUUCUUGGUUGUCAUCAAUGGCGCCUAAACACAGGAAAAACCCAUGUCGUGCUUUUCCUCUGUUUGCUUUUGUUCUGCAACUACUGGUUUUCCUUUCUGCUGCAGAAACUCAUGAUGAUGGUGAGUUUGUGUCGGGUGUGGGUGAUCCGGGAAUGAGAAGGGAUGGGCUGCGGUUGGCAAUCGAGUCAUGGAACCAAUGCAAUGAGGUUGGUGAAGAAGUUCCUCAAAUGGGCAGCCCCAGAGCUGCAGAUUGCUUUGACAUUUACAAGGCCUCUGCACCGCCUGCAGCAGAAAACGACUGCUCGCUCUGCAAGUCUCUUCCCUAUGUAUUGGUCCACAGAGUGACAGACAAAGACAACAAGCUAGGGGUGGGAGAACCAUUUCUUGGAGUGCAACCAAAGUCCCUUUCCAAUGCAGACCUUUACGCUGCAGAGAAAGAACUCUAUCUUGGAUCUAAAUGUCAAGUUGAAGACACCCCAAAUCCAUGGCAGUUUUGGAUGAUCAUGCUCAAGAAUGGCAACAUGGAUACUUUUGCAGCAAAAUGCCCUAAAAAUGGCCAUAAAGUUGGACCUUUUGGCCCUGACAAAGGGUUCCCCUGCUUCGGUAAAGGGUGCAUGAACCAGCCAAGGAUUUAUCAUGACUAUACCACAUUGCAGGGGCCUAACAGGACUACUCUUACAGGAAGGUUUUAUGGGUCAUGGGACUUGGAUGCAGAUUUGAGUAAAGGUAUGGUGGGGAACAUAUCUUACCAUUCAGUGACAUGGGAAAAGGAAGUUGGCGAAGGAAGUUGGGUUUUUCAUCAUGUCUUGAGGACUUCAACAAAGUAUCCUUGGUUGAUGCUUUACUUUAGAUCUGAUGCCACCUUUGGCCUUUCAGGAGGUUACCAUUACCCAACCAGAGGGAUGUCUAAAAUUAUUCCAGAAUCACCAAACUUCAGAGUGAGGUUCACCCUGAAUGUGAUCAAAGGUGGUGGCCCUAGCAGCCAAUUCUACCUAAUGGACAUGGGAAGCUGCUGGAAGAACAAUGGGCAGCCUUGUGAUGGCAAUGUGACUUCAGAUGUCACCAGAUACAGUGAAAUGGUCAUCAAUCCAAACACAAGUGCAUGGUGCAAUGCAGGCAACGUCAAGCUCUGCCCGCCAUACCACACGUUCCCCGACGGGACUCGCGUCCACCGCACUGACGCUGCCCGCUUCCCUUACACCGCCUACCACUUGUAUUGUUCCCCAGGGAAUGCAGAGCAGCUUGAGGUGCCUUUCAGUUUGUGUGAUCCAUAUAGCAAUCCUCAGCCUCAGGAGAUACUGCAGAUUUUACCACACCCUGUUUGGGGUGAAUAUGGUUACCCGACAAAGCAAGGGGAGGGUUGGAUUGGGGAUCCUAGGACGUGGGAUCUUGAUGUUGGGAGGUUGUCUCAAUCACUUUACUUCUACCAGGAUCCAGGAACUCCACCGGCUAAAAGGCAAUGGAUGUCUAUUGAUUUGGGAACUGAAAUAUUUAAGGACCCCGACCAAGUUGCUGAAUGGACCGUUAGUGACUUUGACAUCCUCGUACCUAAGCAAUAAGGCAUUGAGAACGAGCACUAGCAAAGAUUGUAGGGAUAAAGAAACUUUUACCCAAAGGGUAAAAUUUUCAGAGAUAGGAUUCUUUAUAUUAUAUAUUGUCAUUUUUUUUGGCUAGUCAGAAAAAUUCAAAGCUUGGAUUUUCUUUUUUCUUUUUAUUUUUGUCCGAGUCGAAGAGCUUAAGAUAUAGAGCUCAACUGCUCCUAUGAAUAUAAUUUUUCUUGGUUUCAGCAAUCAGCUAAAUUGGGUGUUUGUUCUAUUAAUCAAUGCU
Corylus avellana is the source of this 1831-nucleotide messenger RNA. Lineage: Eukaryota; Viridiplantae; Streptophyta; Magnoliopsida; Fagales; Betulaceae. The record is from RefSeq and is a predicted model, not a curated record.